Penicillium subrubescens is the source of this 2025-nucleotide messenger RNA. RefSeq names its product leucine-rich repeat domain-containing protein. The record is from RefSeq and is a predicted model, not a curated record. Bases 312 to 1889 code for a protein of 525 amino acids. The transcript is spliced from 2 exons. Gene Ontology annotation, molecular function: protein binding. Lineage: Eukaryota; Fungi; Ascomycota; Eurotiomycetes; Eurotiales; Aspergillaceae.
CUUAUCUCUUGGUAUCUGACAUUUCAUCUGAGUAAUCUUCACAUUUUCUUCUUUUCUAUUUCUCCUUUUUCCCCGCUUUGUGUGGAGGGACUCAAUUGUUUCCAAUUGAUGUACCCGAGAUCUGUCUCCCUCCAGAGCGCCCUCGUCGCGUGUGGUGUUGACACUAUUGUCACCCCGCGGGCUCCACAACGCGUCGCGACCCCUUCUGGUCCUAGGCCAAACACACCCUCAAUUGCGUCUUCGGAUGAACUCAAAGGGACAAACGAGGAAAGAAUAACUCGUCGCCCCCUUGCAACACCCAUUCUUCGCAAAUGGACAACGAGGUCCCCCUCCCCCCACCACGGCGGAUUCGACACCGUUCGCCAUCCCGCCUCUCCCCCGCGGGCUCUGUCGCAUCGUCCUUCCGCAAGUCGCGCCGACUAUCGCGCUUUGACGAUCGCUCCAGCCAGCCAUCAAGUGACCCGGCGCUGUUCUCGAGCGAUGACAUUCCCGCGUCCGGACUGGAGAAUUACCAUGCGCCGGUAGCGGGCGCUGGGCGCAAGCGUCGAUACCGCGGGACCUGGUGGGGAGAACAGGUUGCGGAUCCGAAGCGGAAGAGGGCUGAUUUUAAGGAGAAGAGGCAUGUUGAUAGUGGUGUUUGGAUGGGGAGUGAUGAAUCUAUCGCGGAGAGUUCGCUGCCGUCGGAAGAUGCGUCGAAUUGGGGUGAGGAUCUUCUGAAGACGGUGCUGGAUCCGAGGGCGCCGAGUAAAGUCGCGAAUGCGCCUUCGCUUGUUAAACCGUCUGAUAUUGCGUCGGUUCCUGUGCAGCCUCGGCCUGUUGUUUUGCAGGGUCCGGUCGAGACGGAGGAACAUAAGUAUGCGAAAGCUGUUAUCAAUGAGUGUCUGGAGAAGGGCGAUGAUAGCGUUGAUCUUGGGAACAUUAAUAUGAGGGUUAUCCCUCUAGGGCUAUUGCGACCUUUACAGCAUCUUACCAAGCUACCUUCUUUGCACGAGGCGCCUGUAUCUGAAAACGCUUAUUUCUCGCUCCAACCAUUCCUUCGAAUCUAUCUCUCCAACAACUCCCUCACUACACUUUAUACUAGCGAGAUCUUCGAUCUGAAAGAUCUCAAGGUUCUCAGCUUGCGGAACAACAAGCUUACACGGAUCCCGGAGGCUAUCCGCAAACUAACCGCGCUGCAAGUUCUCAAUGUUUCUAUGAAUCGACUCCAUGAACUCCCAUGGGAUCUCCUAUGGUUGUUGCAGCAAGGAGAGUUGAAACACUUUACCGCCCAUCCGAACCCGUUCCCUUCAAUCGAUGAAUCCGGACCGGUCGAAUGGCACUGUCAAUUUGACAAGUCCAACGACGAAGAUAAAGAUGGAGAAAUAGAUGAAGCAGACGCUCCAGAAGUCACUCCCGUCCCCAUAUUCAGCGACUAUGAAGGCACACCUCCCAAUGAUGCAUGGACACCCAUCCACGUCGCAACAGGCCCAGUGACCCGCCUAGACAUGGAAGGCCGACCCCUCGAGCCAAAUACCCCAUUCAACACACCCUCCACAUCAUCCCAACCCGCAUCCCGAGCUCCCUCCCUCCGCGAAGUCUCUCUCCGCGCAAUCUCCAAACUCCCAGGUAUCGACCAACUCACCGAUCUCGAACUAGACGAGUUUCCCGCGCUCGUCAUCCCCUUGAUCUCGCUGGCUCGACAAGCCCGGCAAGAUGGCGCUCAACAUUGCUCAAUCUGUCAGCGAGAAUUUAUCGUUCCUCGUGCUAGGUGGACGGAGUGGUGGGACUGUACUCCUCAUGAGAAUGGUAUGAAGAGGCCGAGGGGUUCGGGGGAGAUGCUUAGACCGCUGCCUUUUAAGCGGGUUGGCUGUAGCUGGGCUUGUGUGCCUGGUGGGCAGUUUGUAGAAUAGUUUUUGUGUUGGGGUUUUUGGGGAGAUAUGGCCUUUUAUAUUGCUUUCUUGUAUUUAUUAGAUUUCGGUGUUAUAAUAGCUUGUUAGAGCUUACAGCCACUGUGGACAAAUGGUUAUGGAUGUUCAUUAUUUUCGA